AUGCCUAACGACGAUAGUGACCUCCUGCGCCCUGAUUUUCAUCUUUCAAAUGAGGUUUUGACUCGCUCGAGGUCAACAUGGUCAGCAGUAGCCUCAGCGGCUCAGUCUGCGACCAAUCUGCCUUCUGCCUGCUGUAAUGUCAAAGCCUUUCUCAAUAAAACACCGUCCAUUCCCGAAUCCAGCGGUGCCACAGACCGCAUCGGGAGCAAUUCUCUAUACAUACAAGGGUAUGCUAGUUGGUCAGUUACGCCGGUUCAUAGACCUUCUGCUUGCGAGCUACCUCCCCGAAAAAAGACUGGAUCCCGAGAUGUCUACAUUGGGGAAUCCAAGCCAAGCACUUGCAAUCUUUCCAGCGAAUAUAUCUCAGAAUGGAACGGGUUUCAUCCCCUGCCAGACCCCGUUUCCAACUAUCUUGGUGUCUUCGUCCUUGGCUGGUCAUAUAUUCUUUCGGCACGAUUGAUAGAGAUACGCCGAUCAACAUCGAACGACACGGUGGUCUAUACUGACAACAAGGCUCGGUGCGACUGUCAUGAGCAAGAUCAAACUGAUACACCAAUCACCGAUGGUAGUUACAUCAUUGACAUUGGAACCGAUGAUUUCGCGGAAGUUCAAUGGUGGGCUGCAAUUCUCGCAGAGGGACGAGGGUGGCAGGCAACUCUCACACGAGAGGGUAAGGAGUACUACCCACCAUGGGAAUGUCAUUUGAACAGCAGUCCAUUUAGACUGCACCAUCGUGCUCAUCUUCCAUCCGCUAUCUCCCCUAUUAACCUUCAGCCACCGUCCUCGGCACAAGCACAGGAGUACCUUUUCAACCUGGCCCGGUAUCAUGACGCUUUUGAUCAAUUGAUUAGUGCGUUGGCUGCCACCAUGACAAUACCACUGCAUAAUCGGUUUGGGGCGAGUAUCAGCUUGGCUUUGCCCCAGCCAGGACACAGCCCCAUCUCGCACCGGAACACUGAGCUCACGUAUCGAAACCAAAUACCAACAACUGCUGAGAUCCCUCAUUACAUGGCUUUAUCAUGUACAUCCGGUGUGAUUACAUCCUGUUUAUUUAGUUGCUUCUGGGAACUGGAUAUCCCAUGCAACCUAGUCAGCCAAUGGUUGAACCCUCCAAUGAGGGAGAUCUUUCCAUCGUUAUUUCAAUCGAAGAACCACCAUGCCAUUGUCUGCGCUAUGGCACAACGCAGACCAAAUAUAGCUCCGCUGUGGCUGGGCUCUCUAAUCACAGGUCUCUUGCCCCGGAUAUUUCAAGUAUGUUGUUCGCAUUUACCAACAGUCUACCUAGAAGCGGGCACAUGGACUGCAUCUUCCCAGUCAUUCAUGGAUCCGCAAUACCACCGUCUCGCGCCCGUCCACAAGAACAAUGGUCUAGAACUCAUUCCCCGGGAAGAUGAAUUCCGCCUCCUGUUUAUCACCGACGUGGACUCAGAAACGUAUAUAUCCCCUCCACUGUCUCCAUAUCGUCCAUUUGGCCUCGUGGAACUCCAAAAUACUUCGAUCGAUGUCAGAUUGCACUACGCCUGUAACCAUCAACUAAGCUACUAUUGCUGGAACUGGAAAUGCGAAGGGGAGAAAGUGUUUCACGAUUUCGGCAUGUCAUGCGGAUCGAAAGCCGUAGAAUCGAGCAUCGAGUCUACCACUCUUAGGAAUACUGUGUUAAAACUGGGUUGGAGGAUGGUUGGGUUCGCAUGCACAACUCUUUAUAAGCCAUCACUGGGGAUCCCCGCCUGGGUGCCCACAUACAGAAAGCUUGUUUCCCUCUAUUCCUGGCUUCGGGCCCUUGCUUUAACAAGGCCUCGCGAAGGAUCAGAUACAGAGGAGGUAUUUGACGAUACACUCUCCGAGCUCGCGACACGGAAUAUAUUCUCUUGGAUCCUCUUCACUGAAGGAACUAGACCAGAAGAAAGGGACCUCUGGAAGCAUGAGUGGCUGGAACUGUUAGUCGACAGAGAUUAUGGCGCAGGGUCUAGUGAGUCUAGCUUGUCUGAGGUAGGCUAUGGGGCAGAUAGUGAAAAUUUGCGUUAUGUCCAUAGGUGGCGGGAUAAUGUUCUGGCGCCAUCGGUAUGA
Molecule: messenger RNA, 2067 nt
Organism: Aspergillus nomiae NRRL 13137
Lineage: Eukaryota; Fungi; Ascomycota; Eurotiomycetes; Eurotiales; Aspergillaceae
Exons: 1
Coding region: 1-2067 (688 amino acids)
Source: RefSeq, a predicted model, not a curated record